UGAAUCAGCUGUGUAUUGCUAAGGAAAAAAUAACAACGUGCUCCCAGGGCAACCCUGAAUCAGGACAUUCGCAUUUUAAGUUUCUUUCUGAAGAAUAUAGUUCUUUCUGAAUAAUUAUUCAAGGUAGCUGGCAAACUCAUUGAUCCUGCUUUGUGGUAUACCGCUCUUGUGUCUUUGUCUGCUGGAAUUUCCUUAUGAACCCUGACAUGUCUGGUCCUACCAGGCCGCCCCCGAAAACUCCGGGUAGCCCAGAGAGACCCGUCCCCCAGAUGUCCGACUCUGGACUAGCCGUGUACAGACAGCCACCCGAGAAGGUUUCCUCGGACACCCGGCCCAAGUAUGUGGUCUAUGACCAGAACAGAGGAGGAGGCGGAGGUGGAGGAAUGGCCACUAGGUACAUGGCUACCGGUCCCACAGCUGGGCCCAUUCAGCACCACCAAGAGGACCCAGGGUUUCACCCUAAAUCUAAUGACCACUACUACCAACCACCUCCCCAAGGGCUCAAAGAAGACCAAUCCUGGAACCCUCACAUGGACCGCUACCAGCUGAUGCACCGUGCACCUCCUGAGAAGCCGAUUAGAAACCUAUCUAACAUCGAUGCAGAGAUUGACUUGCUCACCUGCAUGCUGGCUGAUAUGGACAGCUAUUCACUAAACAGCACACAGCUGUACGACAACGUGCUUUACAACAAACCCUCAGCCCAGCCAGGAGCCCGAUCUCAGGGAGAGCCGUCUAUGGUUUUCCCACCUCAGUCCACGGACCAUCUUACACCCCUAAACCCCAGUGAUCCCCACCAGGGUCUCCAGUUCUUCCCCCAGACAGACGACACCGACGCCCAGGUCUCCAAACCCUACCCCCAGCCUGUCCCUGCCUCUUACACUACCGCCUCCACUCCUACUGGCCCGAGGUUCAGUGUCCAGGUCAAAACAGCCCAGCCUGUCACCUACUCCCAGACUGGUAGGCAGGGUUACACCCCUCUCCCACACAGCCAGCACACGUUGCGGACCCUGCCCCAGAAUCUCGCUUCCCAAGCCCAGGCACUGGACUCCGACGGGAGCUACAAGGGGAGUGCUGCCGGGUCUCCCGCUCCCAAUAGAGGCCCAGAGACUCACCAAUCAGGGGCAAGCUCAGAACUAGGCUCUGUCUAUCAGCCCAGUAAGCAGGGGACAGCGUCUCUGAGACUAGAGGAGUUGGACGGACUCACAAAGAAGUUGGUGUAUGACAUGAAUCAUCCCCCUACAGAGAAGUACGUUGGUCGCUGUGCACGCUGCGGUGGCAACGUCGUUGGUGACGUUAGCGGCGGUAUCGCCAUGGAGCAGGUGUUCCACGUGGAGUGUUUCACUUGCGUCACCUGCCACGUCCCUUUCCGGGGGCAACAGUACUACGACCUGGACAAGCAGAGCUACUGCAAGAGCUGUUACAUUAGUGUCCUAGAGCGCUGCUCCAUGUGCUCCAAGCCCAUCCUGGACCGUAUCCUGCGGUCCAUGGGCAAUGCCUACCACCCGCGCUGCUUCAACUGCGUGGUGUGUGGCUGCUGCCUGGACGGCGUGCCCUUUACCGUGGAUGCCACCUACCAGAUUUACUGCCCAGACGACUUCCACAGGAAGUUUGCCCCUCGCUGCUCAGUGUGUGGCCAGGCCAUCAUGCCCGAGCCGGGCCAGGAGGAGACUGUCAGUAUAGUGGCGCUGGGCCGCAACUUCCACGUCAACUGCUAUGUGUGUGAGGAGUGUGGUCUGCUCCUGUCCUCUGAGGAUGAGGAGCGAGGCUGUUACCCCCUGGAUGGCCACAUCCUGUGUAGGGGCUGCAGUGCCCAGCACAUCCAGAACCCCUCUGCCAAAAUCUCCACUGACUGCUAACCAACUAGGGGAAAUCACCUCUUACCUUAAACCGAUGACCCGUCAACGCUUUCAUUACUUUAACCUGCUCUGGGGUAAAGGUUGCCCUAAAGCAGAUCUGGGAUCAGUUCUACCCCCUCAAGACCUGUCUUGAGAUCAGUCUUGAAGGUCAACUUUAUCCUCAUAGCCGUUCUUUAUUCUUCAGAUGCCCAAAGCUGAGGAAUUAGUAGUAGGCCUACUAUUGAACCUCAACCUGACAGUCCUCAAUAUGAAGACAUUAUUUAAUUUUACUUAUCAUUUAAUAUCACUUCACAAGGUAUAUUGGUACAGGGUAUUGAAACGUGGAUGGACAUAAGUUCAACCAGUAUUCCUUAUCUUCUGCUUUACACUAUCCUCUACCCCUAUUCCCUUUCCACUAACCUUUUCACUCCACCUACUUCCCCUCAGUCCCAUACGAGUACUGUAUAGAGCCCCUGACCUGCAGGCAGCAGUGGCUGCACCACUGCUUGUCUCACACACACUAUCCUGCGUGUUGCACAAUGUUUCACACACUAUCCUGCCCAACAAAGGUGGGACAUGGAAGGAGCUCUAUGGAAAAUAAUGAUUGAUAUAUAGACAAUGUGGAGGAUGAUGAGAAGGAGAGGUGAUAUUGAAGAGGAUAAUGAGGAAUACAAAGUCUUCCUGGCUGUGAGGUAACUGACCAGUCCAGAUAAUCGAAAAUAUAUGGAGACCAAGUAGGUGUAGUCAAUGUUGUGCAGUGAAUAGUUUUUAGAAAGUAGACGGAAAGAAAGAUUGGUUAGAGAACGAGUUCAGUAAAGUCAAUGCUUUUAUCUUAUUGGAUGUUAAUAUAGUAUUUAGGCUGUCUUAUAAUAUCUUGCACCACAUGUCAGAACAGAACAUCAAUAUUUUAUUCCACAGGACAGGGAUUUGCAUAAUGAUAAUUGGUACUGCGUUUUAGAGUGUUACUUGUAUGCCAGUCCAAACCCCCUCUUAAAAUGUGAAUGUGCUAAUUAGGUAUUUUCUCUUUUUUAACAUUUGGGUUGAUUGAAUGCUUUACAAUGAAGAUGAAUAAGGCACAAUGAAGUCUGCUUGCUUUUGUCUUACUGAGAAACCGGGUUCUCCAUGCUGGCCACGUGGGCUGAGAACGUCCUCUUGUAUUCAUUAUGGGUUUUGGUUUAAGCUUAGCCUUAGGAGUAUGAUUUUUUUUUGUUAGUUUACUUUGUCCAGAAUCAUGUUUUGUUUCAGAAUUUGAUUCUUUUCGGAGUAUAGGUCAAUGAGCACAAUGAUGUGAAGGUCCCUGUUUUGAGCCCUGUGAGUUUAAUUUUCCACUUAUUAAUUUCAACUCCUGUUGUACUGCUUGCUAUUGUCACUAAGUCUGUUAAUGUGAUAUUGAGGUUAAGGUUCAUCAAUAUGUUUUCACUGUAAUUGUUUUGUGUUCCACAGCAUCCUAUUGACAAGUACUGCAGCAUAAUUGUAUUUGCCCAUGCUGAGGAAUAGACAGAGCAGGUGGUUUGCACAAUUAGAUUUUGAGGGUGAUGUGUGUGAAUGAUUAGCUAGUUUUCUUCCUUAAUACCAAUUGUAGUAUGUGAUUAUACAAUAAAACAUCCUUUUGCCAGCAAACUA
Messenger RNA from Salvelinus fontinalis (brook trout), 3458 nucleotides. RefSeq names its product thyroid receptor-interacting protein 6-like. NCBI's taxonomy places the organism in Eukaryota, Metazoa, Chordata, Actinopteri, Salmoniformes, Salmonidae. The transcript is spliced from 10 exons. Gene Ontology annotation, biological process: positive regulation of non-canonical NF-kappaB signal transduction. The coding region runs from base 195 to 1856 and encodes 553 amino acids. The record is from RefSeq and is a predicted model, not a curated record.